Molecule: messenger RNA, 3234 nt
Organism: Symbiodinium sp. CCMP2592
Lineage: Eukaryota; Dinophyceae; Suessiales; Symbiodiniaceae
Source: the annotation of a GenBank genome assembly
AUGGGAGACGUGCCUGUGGAUGCCGCUGCACUUGAUGCGCACUUGUCCUUUUGCAUCAGAGCGAGUCACCAGUCAUCUUUCAGACCUACGUGGGAGACAAUUAGCGAGCCCACGAACUUAGUUUUUCGUCUCCCUGCUGCAAGGGGACCGUUGCCGCUGAUAGCAGAACCUCGAGCUGAAGCGGCAUCUUCCGGGUCCGUCAGUCAGGCCAAGAGACCGGGUGUGUCAGGAGACUCGCCAUUGAAGAUGGGCAAACAUUGGCACGGGAUUUCGUGGGAACACAAGCUGGAACGUGAGCUGGUCGCGGGUAUUAGGAAGUGGGGUGUGAUUAUUAUGCACUCCCCUCUGAGCUUCGAUAUCGGCCGGCGUCUGCGAGGUGAGCACAGACUUGAACCCCUCAUCUUGGAAAGCCUCGGCCACAUUUUUGCUGGGAAGGCAGCUGGCACUCUGCAUCAGAGGGCUGGUCCGAUGCUUAGGUACAUUCGUUGGAGUGUUCAGGCUGCCAUGGAUCCUUUUCCCCUUGAGGAGGGGCAGGUAUACGAGUUUUGCAAGAGUUGCGAGUUUUCAUCUGCCCCAACUUUCUUGAGGAGCUUCAUUGUAUCCAUAUCUUUCUCUGUGCACGUCCUCGGUGUCACAGGUGGAGCCGAUUGCUUGCUCAGCGGUCGGGUGACUGGCAUAGCGAGGCUCACCUACCUCGCCAAGCGCAAGAAGACUCGGAGACCGCCACUCACGGUUGCUAUGGUGGCUUUCUUGGAGAAUCUCGUUUGUGAUCCGACUGCCAGGGCAAUUGAUAGAAUCUGCGCGGGUUUCUUUCUUUGCUUGGUGUUCAUGCGAGCUCGGUUUUCAGACGGGAUGAACCUUGGAAACCUGCAAUUGGACACUCCAAGUGGUCUAGCCAAUGAGGUGGCUGGAUACUUAGAAGGAGAGGUUCUUCGAUCAAAGACUUCCUUCACGACUGAAAGAAAGACGAUGCUUUUGCCCAUGGUCUGCCCACGCUUAGGCGUCACAGGACUCGAUUGGGCGGGAGUGUGGAUGAAGCUACGGGAGCUUCACAAGAUGCCGACGGGCAGCGGUGUGCCGCUGCUCCCUGGUACAGGAGCUUCGGGAGAAUGGCUACUCGUGCCACCGAGCGCCACUGUCGCUGCAUCCUGGCUUAAGGGCAUUCUGAGCAAAGGAGGUUUUGAUCACGGGGCCCUCGCCAAGUUGGGUACCCAUUCGUGCAAGUGCACUACCCUCAGCUGGUGCGGGAAAUUUGGUCUCGAUCAGUCUGUGCGUCGCACACUCGGUUACCACACAGACCGAGCUGCUGCGAUGGUCAUUCUUUACUCUCGUGAUGAGAUUUCUAGUGCUGUGCGAGCUCUGGAGAGAGUCCUUGGUGAAAUCAGGGAGGAUCGUUUUAGGCCUGAUGCCACUCGGAGCGGACAUUUUCCUUGCGAGGUGGCGACGCCCUCAGCAGAGCCCGAGGGUGAUCCUCCCGACUAUGAAUCCAACGGUGGAGCUAGCGAGUCGGAAGAUUCACAGGACGAAGAGGACAACGUUGGUGAUCUCGGAGCCGAGGAAAGAGCUCUGGAGGAGAUUGGAGCGCCGUGGAGACCACAGGGCGCUGCCAGUGAUCGCCGUAUGUUCCGGCACAAACUCUCGAGGAUCAUUCAUUUUGUGGCCGACGAGGCCGGUGCCACUUUUGCAUGUGGAACAAAGAUCUCUUCGAAUUACGUUGAGAUGAACAGUGGAGUUUCCUUUUUGCAUCCUUUGUGCAAGAAGUGCCACCCGGAGCUGGUGCGGGCUCGGGUUGGGUGGAUGCUGGAUCGCUUGGAUCCGGGGCGAUCUGCCCUUGGCGAAAGGGCAAGACUUUGUGUUGACGUGCUUAGCAGUGACGUGGGUCAUGGUGGAUCGCAAAGUCUUGUCUUGUUUGAGCGUCGAGUCUAUGGCGUGCAGCAAAUACAGGGUCCUGUGAUGUGUGCUGCGCGAAUGCCGAGUGAAGUGAUUACUUUUGCAGAGGGUGUAGUCGUAGCAAUGUCGGUCACUGAUUCCGCCGCAAAUUUCCGUGCGAGGGCCAUCGCGCUGGGGCUUGAUGAGGCCGUUCUGCAGAAGAUCGUCGACGGGGGUAUUGACACAUUGGCCAAGUUUGCCUUUUCGUCUUCAUACACCCCGGGCGCUCAGGAUGAGAAGCCUUUUCUUGAUUCCAUCGCAACUCUUCUGGGUAGGGAUGGUAGCGUGGGAGAAUUGUCAGUACUUCGACGCUUAUUCCAUGAAUCCUACUCGCUCACCUCUGCUGAGUUGAAGCAGUCAGUGGAACGUGUCGAGGACGGGCCUGUCAAGAGAUUGGCUCAGCCAGACAGGGCCGACCGGUUGGCCAAGCAACAGAAACGUUUACCUGGGAUAAGCAUCCGAGGUCCUCUUGAGCCAUCUGAUCGACUCGUGGAUCGUUGCGUGGCGAUCUAUGAGGAAAACCGGCUUGUCUACGUUGAGCUUUCAGCCUGCACCUCUAAGGAAGAUGAAAUUAAGCAAGCCACGCUCAAGGAGGACAGGCAUCUUGUCGUAGAAAGCGGGGGAAAUGUUCGACUCAAAGGCCUGGUGAACAACAAGAUGGAUGCAGACAUUUCCUCUGAUUUGCUCAUGCGGUAUGCUCUUACUAGGCGUGGCCUAGCGAUGGAGCAAGCGGGAAUCAUCUCAUAUACACUGCAUGACGCAUGGACCGAGCAACUGCUCGCGUGCCGUUUCCGAGAACCCCCGACAGGGUACAGCCGCGUUUCCUUGCAACAGGUCAUUCAUGCUGACAGGCAAUUCUUCAUCAAACUUGCCGAGCUCACCCGGGAAGGAAUACAGCUUCAGGCGAAGGGUAGACCAUGUGAUUUGCACUUCGAGACAGCUCGCAAUCACCCGGAUGUGGCGCACCUAAUGCAACCCCUUCUUGCAGCGGUGCCUAGACCAGACCCCACAUGGACGCCCCGAAAAGGCGACGGCAAGAACGGCAAGGGAGGUAAAGGUCAGAAGGGCGGUAAAGGGAAGCGGGACACCACUGCCAUCACUGCUGCGAUGCCUAAGGAGAUUGCUGAUGGGGGGUUAUCUUUCACGCCUAAAGGGUACGCAAUCUGUUGGGAUUAUAAUCUCAAUAGAUGCAAGCGCAGAGUGACAUCAGGAAGGUGCGACAAAGGGUUGCACAUAUGCUGCCGUGCUGGCUGCCUGAAGUCUGGGCACUAUUACGGCAACUGUCCGAAAGCAGGUGGUUCUUGA